AUGUCUAAUGAUUAUUCCCUGGCUUUUAUUGAAGAAAAUACAAUAUAUCAUGCAAUUAUUGAUGAUGACAUAACAUUGUUUGUAAUUUUCACAGGAAAAGAAGAAUUUGAUAAGAAUCAAACCCUAGAUAAUGAUUUAUACCCAUUUUCAACUAAUUCUUUACUUGAACUAUGUUGUUAUCAUGGAGCAGUAAAUUGUUUUAAGUUUUUAAUGACAGAAUUUAGAGAAGAGAUUACACAGAAGUGUCUUUACUAUUCCUUUUUGGGUAGAAAUUCAGAUAUUAUUCAUGAAUGUUUGAAAGUCAAGAAACCUGAUGAAAUAUGCAUGGAAUAUGCAAUUAUCUCACAUAAUAUUGAUUUUGUAAGUUUUUUGAUGAAUGAAUACCAUAUUGAAAUUGAUUUCACGAAAUGUGUGGAAUAUCAUAAUUUUCAAGCAUUUUUAGUUUAUUUGAACCAAAUCAAUGAUAUUGACCAAUGCUUUGUUAAAUCUGCAUGUUUCAACAUUCCUCGUCUUUGUGAAUAUUUCCUUCAAAACAGUGCUAAUGUUAAUGCAAAAGAUGCAAAUAAUUUUACAGCUCUUCAUCAUGCAGCAACAUUUGACAACAAAGAAAUUGCAGAAUUUCUCAUUUUGCAUGGUGUUGAUAUCAAUGCAAAAACCAAUAGAACAUUUACAGCUCUUCAUUUGGCAGCACAAUAUAAUAACAUUGAUGUAGCAAAAAUUCUUAUAAUGCAUGAUGCCGAUGUUAAUGCAACAGACACAAAUGAUUGGACAGCUCUUUAUCAUGCAAUAAGAAGGAAUAACAUAGAAACUGCCGAAGUUCUCCUUUCACAAUGUAAAGAUUUUAAUGCAAAAGCCAAUUAUGGACGUACGCUUCUUCAUUUUGCUGCAAUAAAUAAUAAUAUAAAAAUAAUAGAUUUUCUCAUUUCUCAUGGUGCGGAUAUUAAUGCAAACAGCGGUGAUGGUCAUACAGCUCUUCAUAUUGCAACAUUAAAUAAUUACAUAGAAACUGCAGAAUUUCUUGUUUCUCAUGGGGCAGAAGUUAAUUCAAAAGACAAAGAUGAUUGGUCUCCUCUUCAUUAUGCAGCAAGAUAUGAUAACAAGGAAAUUGCAAAAAUUCUCCUUUCCCAUGGUGCAAACAUUAAUGCAAAAGAUAUAGAUGGAUGGACAGCUCUUCACUAUGCAAUAGAAAAUAAUUGCAAAGAAACAAUAGAGAUCCUUCUUAGGAAUGGUGCAGAUUUUAAUAUCAAAAACAAUGAUGGGUAUACAGCUCUUAAUAUUGCAUCAGAAAAUAAUCAAACAGAAAUAAUAGAAUCUCUUAUUUCGUAUAGUGUAAAUAUAAAGGAUGGAGGUAAAUUGAUACAUGACAAAUAG
Molecule: messenger RNA, 1371 nt
Organism: Trichomonas vaginalis G3
Lineage: Eukaryota; Parabasalia; Trichomonadida; Trichomonadidae
Product: spectrin binding
Exons: 1
Coding region: 1-1371 (456 amino acids)
Molecular function (GO): protein binding
Source: RefSeq, a predicted model, not a curated record